Molecule: messenger RNA, 1745 nt
Organism: Pocillopora verrucosa
Lineage: Eukaryota; Metazoa; Cnidaria; Anthozoa; Scleractinia; Pocilloporidae
Product: quinone oxidoreductase 1
Cellular component (GO): cytosol
Molecular function (GO): NADPH binding; mRNA 3'-UTR AU-rich region binding; quinone reductase (NADPH) activity
Source: RefSeq, a predicted model, not a curated record
CGUCGCUUGACCCUCGGUAAGACAUACAACAAUCCCCAGGAUAAAGCUAGCGUCAUCAUGAAAGCUAUUAAGAUCAAUGCACUUGGAGAUUCGUCUCAAUUGAAAUACGAAGAGGCAUCUAUUCCUGAACCAGGACACAACGAGGCCUUAGUAAAGAAUCUUAUUAGCGGUGUUAAUUAUCUUGAUGUGUAUCAUCGUGAAGGGCUUUUUCACAUAGCUGGCAUUCCUGCAAUCCUUGGAGUGGAGGCCGCGGGGGUUGUUGAAAAGCUGGGGUCUGGUGCCACUGGUAUGGCAGUAGGAGAUCGUGUCGCAUAUUUUCAUCUUAAUUCAGGAAGUUUUGCAGAAUACAGUGUUAUUCCAGUGGAAAGACUUGUCAAAGUGCCAUCAAACAUCACUUAUGAACAAGCAGCAACAACCAUGAUUCAGGGUAUCACUGCUCAUUUCAUGGUUCACACUGUAUUCCCGGUGGGACCUGGUACCAAGGUGUUGGUACAUGCAGCUGCUGGUGGGACUGGAUCCCUGAUAUGUCAAGUGGCUAAAAAUGCAGGAGCGUAUGUUAUUGGGACAACAAGCACCCAAGAGAAAGCUGUCAAGGCAAAGGCUUGUGGAGCCGAUGAAGUUAUUCUGUACUCUGAUCAAGACUUUGUCCAAGAAGUCAACAGAAUCACAGGAGGUUCCGGAGUCAACGUCAUUUAUGAUGGGGUUGGAAAGGAGACCUUUCUUAAAGGUUUUAAGUGCCUCAAGAAACUUGGUACCAUGGUUCUUUACGGCUACGCAUCUGGUAUCCCUGAAUCUUUGGAUCCUUUUAUUCUUUCAAAUGGGAAUGGGUCACAUACUCUCUCUCACCCAAAAAUAGUCGACUAUGUAGCGACGCCUGAGGAGUUGUCUGAGAGAGCAAACGCUGUAUUUGAUUGGAUCGCACAGGGCAAGAUAAAAAUGGAAGAUUUUACCAUUUUUAAGCUUUCAGAAGCGAAGAAAGCUUUUGAUCUGCUCGAAGGCAGGAAGACAACUGGAAAACUCUUCCUUAAGGCUUGAUUUUGUUUUUCAAACUAGAUGUCCUGAAAAUUUUUAGCAAGCUUUUGAUGCUAAUUAAUCUAGUUAGGCAGUGUGAUGUUUUAAAAUUGAUUUCAGCGCUCUUAUAUUUUAGUAUUGCACGGUGCUUGUCGUUACCUUCCCGUUAACAAUUAAAUUGUAAGUUCGAGAUUUCUAUCGCGUGAUAGUUGAUGAGAGUGAAGCCCGAAUCAAUCACGCAUAGAAACUUGAGAGCAAAAACCCUUUUAUUCCAAAUCUUCUAGUCGUUCAAAAUUAAACAACAAAACAGGAUCAUGUUUUUUUUCGUAAAUCUGUGAUGGUGGUAGAAGUCUUUAUUUCAAUAUUUCCUUGGCUGAAGUUAGGCAAAUAACAAUAAUAAUAACUUUAACAAAUAUAAAAGUAAGUACUGAAUUUGUUUUCUACAAAAUUAUUUAUUUUCUACCUAAGUUGGGAACAGUUUUUGACUCCUAGCUAAAUACAUCCUUGUAAGUUUUGUAUACUAGAAUAUGUAGGUGUGUGUUUCCUUGUAUUCCUGAAACAUUUCCAUGAUCCUUAAUUAAACCAUUUAUUAUUGUGAUCCUAAGUUUGAUUGCCCUGUUUAACCAGCCCCAUAUGGUUACUUAUUAGGGCUGCCAGUGCUCGCUUCUUUUCUCGUCAACAUUAAGUAAACAAAAAAAUGUAAGUGCAGGAUACAAAUAAAGAGGUGCUGUUUU